Messenger RNA from Triplophysa dalaica, 2388 nucleotides. RefSeq names its product poly-U binding splicing factor a (gene puf60a). Gene Ontology annotation, biological process: regulation of alternative mRNA splicing, via spliceosome; mRNA splice site recognition; alternative mRNA splicing, via spliceosome. Gene Ontology annotation, cellular component: catalytic step 2 spliceosome; precatalytic spliceosome. Gene Ontology annotation, molecular function: RNA binding. Bases 313 to 1989 code for a protein of 558 amino acids. Lineage: Eukaryota; Metazoa; Chordata; Actinopteri; Cypriniformes; Nemacheilidae. The record is from RefSeq and is a predicted model, not a curated record. The transcript is spliced from 14 exons.
GACUCUAAUCCAACUCUCACUCUAUAUCGCGAGAUUUCAUAGUCUUCCUCACCGUGUGGACGUUGGUGCGGGAAGGUGUGCUCUAUGGCGGUGGCUGUUUCAGCGACUGUGUUUGAACAGUAAAAGCUCCCCCUAUAUAAUCUCUCGAGUAACCCCACAACAAGACACCCCAGCGGAGUGCAGGUGCUAGACAUAUCUCUUGACUGUACUAUAUUUCCAAAGCCAAUGGCAGAACUUUUUGGGUUCAAACCUCCUUAAGGGGGGCAGUGCACCACUCUGGAGUUCAUUUGAGAAAAGGGAGGCGAGGCUCUGAUGAUGGAGAAUGGACAGAGCACGGCCUCGAAGCUCGGCCUGCCGCCCCUUACCCCUGAACAGCAGGAGGCACUGCAGAAGGCUAAGAAGUAUGCCAUGGAACAAAGCAUCAAGAGCGUCCUGGUCAAACAGACACUUGCUCAUCAGCAGCAACAGCAGCUCACUAACCUACAGCUCCCUAAUUCCCUUCAGAUGGCCUCAUUAACCAUGGGUUUUGGAGAUCCCCUCUCACCACUACAGUCUGUUGCAGCCCAGAGGCAACGAGCAUUAGCCAUAAUGUGCAGGGUUUAUGUUGGGUCUAUCUAUUACGAGCUAGGAGAAGACACAAUUCGACAGGCCUUUGCUCCUUUUGGUCCCAUCAAAAGCAUUGACAUGUCUUGGGACUCUGUUACAUUAAAGCACAAGGGUUUCGCCUUUGUGGAGUAUGAAAUACCUGAAGCAGCACAGCUUGCGUUAGAACAGAUGAACUCUGUCAUGCUGGGCGGUAGAAACAUUAAAGUGGGACGACCUUCAAACAUCGGUCAGGCUCAACCAAUCAUAGACCAGUUAGCCGAAGAAGCGCGCGCCUUCAACCGGAUUUACGUGGCGUCCGUACAUCCAGACCUGUCAGACGAUGACAUAAAAAGCGUGUUCGAAGCCUUCGGAAGAAUCAAGUCCUGUAUGCUGGCGCGGGAUCCCACCACGGGAAAGCACAAAGGCUUUGGUUUUAUAGAAUAUGACAAGGCCCAGUCCUCGCUGGAUGCCGUGUCCUCCAUGAACCUCUUCGAUCUUGGGGGCCAGUACCUGCGAGUGGGCAAAGCCGUCACGCCUCCAAUGCCCCUUCUUACGCCAACCACGCCAGGCGGCCUUCCUCCUGCCGCAGCUGUAGCGGCAGCGGCCGCCACGGCCAAAAUCACCGCUCAGAGUUUUUACAUGCAGAAAGAUAACAUAGCGUGUAAACUCCAAAAACAGAUGGCAUGGAAUCUGUCCCAGCCGGAGAAUCGGACAGAAGAAUUCCUCAACUGUCUGGAAGCAGUGGCGGGAGCAUCGAUCCUGGGAGCAAUGUCCGCUGGGACGGGCUUGAGCCUGCCCCAGAUCCCUCAGGCCGUCAUGGCAGCUCAGGCCCCAGGGGUCAUUACAGGGGUGACGCCAGCCCGGCCCGCUCUGCCUGUCGUGCCUCAGGUGGGUCUAGUGAACCCGGUGCUAUCCUCUCCGCCAUCACUGUCAGCUGCGGUAGCUGCUGCUCAAGAGGCCAAAAAGGAGAAGGAGAAGAAGGAAGAGGAGGAAUCUGCCCAAGACGGCACGGGACAGGAGAUGCUUAGUGAACAGGAGCACAUGAGCAUCUCGGGGAGCAGUGCAAGGCAUAUGGUCAUGCAGAAACUGCUGAGAAAACAAGAGUCUACGGUUAUGGUGCUCAGGAACAUGGUUGGCCCUGAGGACAUUGAUGAUGAUCUGGAAGGAGAAGUCACGGAGGAAUGCGGGAAGUUUGGCGUUGUUAAUAGAGUGAUUAUCUACCAGGAGAAGCAGGGUGAGGAGGACGAUGCUGAAGUCAUAGUCAAGAUCUUUGUGGAGUUUUCAGUGGUAUCAGAGAUGAACAAGGCCAUUCAGGCCCUUAACAAACGCUGGUUCGGAGGUCGGAAGGUCAUUGCCGAGGUGUACGAUCAGGAGCGAUUCGACAACAGUGACCUCUCUGCAUAGACUGUCAACAGCGCAUCCUGCCCUUCGUAACCUUUCUCUCCACGUCUCUUUAUCUCACUUAUACAGACACAGCUGCCAAUCCCUGUGGCAUUGGCUUCUCUUUAUAACUUGUAAUUAUUUUUUAUCGAUGUUGAUAUUAAUGUUAUUAAUGAUCCCUUCCCGGGACAGAGGCAAGAAUACGCUCAUGAAUAUUUUUUUUAUUGUUGCUGUUCCACAAUGUGAAUGACUGGAUUCCCCUCCCUUUUUGGUUAUUGGUUAAACCUCUCCAAAGCCCCUCCCUCCCAUCAGAUAAAGUUCAGUUGCUUUAUCUUUUGCCCUUUUAUCCCUCAAAAGUAUUCACAUUAGCCUGUUAUGAUGCUUUUGGUUUCAGAUGCCAGAACAAUAAAUAAAAGUAUGACA